CGAGACGGAGGCGAGAGAAUGGCUGCUGGAGGAGAUAUAGGUAAGCUUUUACAAGUACAAAAUGGGAUUCCUGCAAACACAAACUACAAUGGGAUGGACCCACUUCAUGCUUGUAACAUUCUCCAGCAGCUUAAAUCAAUGUAUGAAGAGGAGCAGCUCACAGAUAUUGUGGUAGAAGUGGAUCAUGGAAAAACAUUCUCUUGUCACAGAAAUGUUCUUGCUGCAAUUAGUCCUUAUUUCAGGUCUAUGUUCACUAGUGGCCUUACUGAAAGCACCCAGAAAGAAGUCAGGAUUGUUGGAGUUGAGGCAGAAUCGAUGCAUCUUGUUCUAGACUAUGCAUAUACCUCCAAGGUCACACUGUCAGAGACAAAUGUCCAGGCUCUGUUUACUGCAGCUAGCAUCUUCCAAAUACCACCCCUGCAGGAUCAAUGUGCCCAGUUCAUGGUUAGUCGUUUGGAUCCCCAGAAUUGCACUGGGGUCUUUAUGUUUGCGGAUGCGUAUGGUCAUCAGGAACUCAAAGACAAGUCACGAGAUUACAUCCGAAAAAAAUUCCUAUGUGUUGUGAAAGAACAAGAGUUCCUUCACUUGACUAAAGAGCAGCUAGUCAGCAUACUUAACAGUGAUGACCUUAAUGUUGAGAAGGAGGAACAUGUAUAUGAUAGCAUUAUCCACUGGCUUGAGAAUGACCGAGAGAAAAGGGAGAUGCACCUUUCAGAGGUGUUUGCCAAAUGUAUUCGCCUACCUCUAUUGGAAGAGGCAUUUCUAAAGAAAAUUCCUCCCAGCUUUGCACAGGCUUUGUCAAUGGACUGGAUGGACAAAGGGAAGUCUAGAGGUACCAACGGCUGUACACAGAGGCUGGGGAUGACUGCUUCUGAAAUGGUAGUGUGUUUUGAUGCAGCACAUAAACACUCAGGAAAGAAACAAACAGUGCCUUGUUUAGAUACCGUCACGGGGAAAGUGUUCAAGCUAUGCAAACCACCGAAUGACUUGAGAGAAGUUGGGAUUUUGGUAUCCUCUGAAAACGACAUUUAUAUUGCAGGGGGUUACAGGCCAAGCAAUAGCGAGGUCUCUAUAGACCACAGAGCAGAGAGUGACUUCUGGAUGUAUGAACACUCGGGUAAUCGGUGGUUGCAUAAGAGUCCCCUGCUGCGAGCGCGAAUUGGGUGCAAACUGAUUCAUUGCUGUGCUAAGCUUUAUGCUCUCGGGGGACGUGUUUAUGAAGGAGAUGGUCGCAAUGCACUCAAAUCUGUGGAGUGCUAUGAUACUCGAGACAACUGUUGGACAGCUGUUAGCCCAAUGCCGGUUGCAAUGGAGUUUCACAGUGCUGUUGAAUACAAGGAUCAUAUCUAUGUUUUACAAGGGGAAUACUUCUUUUGUUAUGACCCACAUAAAGACUACUGGGGUCACCUGCCUCCCAUGACUGUGCCUCGAACCCAGGGACUUGCUGCUCUGUACAAGAAUUCCAUCUACUACAUAGCAGGAAUCUGUAGAAAUCAUCAGCGCACUUUCACAGUGGAAACGUAUGACAUUGAGCAGAACGUCUGGACUCGAAAGAAAGACCUGCCAUUUGACCAGGCUGCUAGCCCUUAUAUUAAACUGAUCAUUCUUCAUGACCAAUUGCAUUUGUUUGUGAGGGCUACCCAGGUCACUGUGGAGGAGCAUGUUUUUCGAACCAGUCGAAAGAACUCCCUCUAUCAGUACGAUGAAGACUCGGAUCAGUGGAGAAAAGUGUAUGAAACUCCCGACAGGCUUUGGGAUCUUGGCCGCCAUUUUGAAUGCAUUGUUGCCAAACUCUAUCCACAGUGUCUUCAGAAAGUUAUUUGAAAAAGAGCUGUCAGUCAGGGUGUCUGGUGCUACAAUUUGCUUGUCUCUGGUACUAUCAGCAUUUGCAGUAUGGGAGAAUGAUUGUCUUAAACAUUAAGGUGUUUAUAUGAUGGGUGGUUUUUAAAGCUUGCACUACUAAUUACUUUUGUUGAUACUUAACAUUUGUAAAACGAUUCAUAAGUGCAAUUAUUGUCUGUCUUCUGCAUAUUUUGAGCCAUUUUAUUAAGUAGCAUUUUAGAUGGUUGGUAGGUUAGAAUUUUAAAAUUAAAUGAAACGAAAUCUAAUCUAUUUAAAUUAUUCAUACGGGUAUGCACAGCAUUUUGUUGACAGGUAGUUCUUUGACAUUUUCUGAAGGUCAAAAUGUGGUUUAAAAGCAUCCAGAAUAUAUUCAAAUUGGUGGGCCUACACUUCAUAGGAUUAUUUGUUGUACUGUUGUAGAGAUUCUCCAUUUUAAUCGAGAGAAUGUAAUUUGUAAGGAAGGGUAGUUCAGUAUAAAUAUUAUUUUGAUUUCAUUACUUGUGUUAUGGGGGAUUUGAUUAAAACAUUACAUGUAGAAUGUAGAACUGCUGCAACGUUGGCUCAAUUUGUUAUUUAUGUUUCGCCUGUAAAUGUAUCGCUACUCUUUGAAUUUAAAGUGACAUUGGGCAAUUUUUUAGCUUUUUCUGUUCUACCACAAUACACGUGUGUCAUUAAAAAACAUAUAUAUAAACAGCUGGUGCUGAGCGCUAUGUCGUUGAAAGAAAUGUAUUGAUAUAAAAGACUGAAUUGCUUUGGCUGGAUUUGUCUGGCGUUUUUAGUUUCAUUCAUUGAUUGCUGAAAGGAGGGACCAAGCCCGAUAUUCCAUCUUUCACAUGUAAAUACAACUCCAGAGCAGUUUCAACUGGACUCAACAGCGUGAAUAACUUGAAAAAACAGACUCUUGAAAACGUUUGAACAGUAGAGAAUGUAGAGGUGCCCUAUGUCAUUCUAAAUUCCUGAAGAAACAAAUGAGUUGGAGUAGCAAUAAUGCUGAAUCAUAAAAUUGUUAAUAGUACAAACUAUUGCUGCAGCUUUUUUUUUUCAAGUGUGUUUUCUAUAAUUUAACAGUAUUAUCAUUUUUUUCAUUAUUUAUAGUCGGUUUGCUUAGACUGUAUUCUGAACAACGUGUAUUGUUUAGAUUUUGUGGAGUUUAACAUUUGUGGUUCAUUUUAUGCAAACAUGUCACAAAGUCAUCAGAGUGCCUACUGAGCCAUAAACCAAGAUUGAGACAUACAAUAUACCUGGAGGUUCAUUUGUUCAACCUGUAGCCCUCUAGAAUACUGCUGGAUAUUUUAGAGCAUUUACAGUACCAGAGAAUGCCCCCUGCUGCAUUAAACACUUAUUUUUUGGGGUAAUCCCAGGAUCACUAAAUAUGUGUGUGUGUGUGUCUCUCUCUCUCUCUCUAUAAAAAAAAUAUCAAGCUCCAGUUUAUCAAGGCAUUGUAUAGCCUAGGUUGUUCAAAUCAACCCCUUAGCCUUUUAAUAUGCACCUUCAACAUCUUAAUUGUUUCUGAAAACUAAGUCCUAGUCAUUGUUAAGCUUCGUAGCUGCAAACUUUGAAGCACCACUCUGAAUAUAUAUAUAUUUUUAAUGUAUGUGUUCUAGAAUAAGUUUAACGUAUUUGCGUUUGUUUAAAAUGUGUUAUAUUUUGGUGCUGCUUUUUUGACAAUCUUCUAUUUACAGAGACGAGACAAAGUGUAUGUUUAGUGGUGUGUAGCUAGUUAAUACUCAUGUAGAAUAGAGUUAGCUAAUAAGUAAUCUAGUAAAUUAUCAUAUGAAAGUACCUGCUGUGGUUACUUUUACAACCGUUUUGUUCAAUAUCUGUGUAAUUUUACAUUUGCACUACACAUUCGUCAUUUCAGAAAGUAAAAUGAAGCUUUCCUCCCCCAAAAAAGAAUGAUACAACCAUCUAGAAAUACAAUUAAGUCAGCUAUUGGUCUGUAUUGUACAUAAGAACACAAUAGCAUUACUGUGACAGCUGUAGCAUGCAGGUCUAACUUCUUACAAAAAGAUGAAAUCCCCCAACAAGGAUAGUUUUUGUGUGUAUGAAAUGAACAUCUAAAGCAGCUAAUAAUAUUACAUGUAAAUACUAAGAUAUGAAAAUAAAGUGAAGCAGAACUGCUUUCAGUUGUGGAUUCUGCCAUAGUUAACAUGGCCAGCACUGUUUUAGCUGGGAGCUUUGUAGUCUGUUAAGCAGUGACUUGAAAUGUGUGAUUCUCAGGAUUAUAGCAAUACACGGUACUGUAUUUGUAUAAAUCUGUCUGAUAUACUGGAAAAUGUUUGCUGUGCUUGCACAUGGUUUGGGGUAUCUACCAGUUUUACUUCUGCUUGAAGCAUAGAUGUGCUUUACUUGGCUUAAAUGAUUAAAAGAAGUGGAGCUUUGCUCUGUUAACAUACUAAAUAUGAUUGGCCAUAAGGACAAAAAUGUGUAGUCCAAAUAAAAUGUUAAUUUUUUUUUUUUUCUUUACAAUACUUUCAAGAUCGAUUUAAUAGAGAAUAAUGAAUAAAAGAAUAAGUUUCUGUCAAUUUUAUUGGGUUUUCUGUAACAUUUAAAUCUCAGACUCUGAAUAUGAUCACUAAGUUGAAUUUCUUAUAAUACCGUGUGUUUGCAUCCAUUAUCAGGUGUAGUGGCAGGGAUUUAUUUGGUUAAAUGAAGUAUUUUCUGUUUUCAAAUGCUGUUAAUGGCAUCGCAAAGGAAAUUACUAUUCUGUGUAAGAAGUGUUCUUAGCAAAUACUUAUAAAUAGAUUUUGCUUUAAAUUUGCAUGUAUCUUCAGAAUGAAUAAAUAAAUACAAUUACAAACAGACACUGAUUUUCUCAAACAUUUGUGGGAAUCCCCUUUUUAAUUUCCAUUGUGUGUGGAAAAGGCUAGUCAUUUUCAUAAAAUUAAAGGUUAACAGAAAUUCAGUCGAAAAGGGGACGCAUGUAUUUUC
This is a messenger RNA of Polyodon spathula (Mississippi paddlefish), 4773 nucleotides long. RefSeq names its product kelch repeat and BTB domain-containing protein 8. Gene Ontology annotation, molecular function: protein binding. Bases 19 to 1824 code for a protein of 601 amino acids. The transcript is spliced from 4 exons. The record is from RefSeq and is a predicted model, not a curated record. NCBI's taxonomy places the organism in Eukaryota, Metazoa, Chordata, Actinopteri, Acipenseriformes, Polyodontidae.